This is a messenger RNA of Styela clava, 1339 nucleotides long. Its product is annotated as TLC domain-containing protein 4-like. Gene Ontology annotation, biological process: lipid homeostasis. The record is from RefSeq and is a predicted model, not a curated record. Gene Ontology annotation, cellular component: membrane; endoplasmic reticulum. NCBI's taxonomy places the organism in Eukaryota, Metazoa, Chordata, Ascidiacea, Stolidobranchia, Styelidae.
UUCAAAAGUGGCUUUAAUAUGAUACAUAUUAUUGUUUUCUGAUGAAAUCCUUCCCUUCGACUAUUGUUAUUAUAUUUCAAAUCAUUUAUCACUUAAUUUUUCAGUCUAGACUUGUAAUCAUUAAAGAUGCUGUCAAUAUACGCCAAUGUUGCAACUGUGUCUUUAUGUUUUGCGUGGUUCCAGUUUAUUGGAAAGUCAUUAUCAAUUCGACUAUGCAAAAAAUAUAUUCCAUCACACCUCGAACGAUUAUCUGAUGAAGACAAAAAGACUUUAGCCAACAAAAUGAUGUCUUCAUUUAACUCAAUCUUUGUGUUUUUCAACGUGUCGGCUAUUCUUGUUCUAAAUUGGCAACGUAUACGCAGUGACCCAUAUUGGGCUGACACUUUUGUCCGCGAACCGUACUGCUGCAUCAGUUUAGCCUAUUUUUUAUCAGACAUGAUCAACGAUUUGCGAGGGAAACGAAAUUUCAAUACCAUUUUUUAUGUCCUUCAUCAUUCCAUGUGUCUGUCAACUAUUUCAAUAGUCAUAUACUACAGAGUCUUCAUUUUCCACGUAUGUAUGAGAGGAUUGAAUGAAAUGUCUACGCCUGUCCUGAAUCUUAGGUGGGCUUUGAAAAAGUUCGGCAUGGAAAAUGAAAGAAUUUAUGCUAUGACGGAAAUUGCGUUUGUUGUGACAUACUUCUUGGGUCGUAUUGUUACUAUGCCAGUAUUUUACUAUACUAUACUUAUAACGAAAGAUACUGAGGGAUAUCAGAGGCUAAAUACACUAUGCAAAGUGAUAUUCUUUGGAUCAGCAGUUGUUAUAGACACUCUAAUCAUAUACUGGUUUCUUCUGAUCUGCAAAAUGGUAUUCACCAAUGUCAAAGAACGUUCUCAGAUGAAAGGAAAAGAAGACUAGCGAUGUGAUUUUGAAUGAUUUUUAAAUUGAAUCCAAUAAUUAUUUUAGAAAUAAAAAUAUAUAUCUCAAAAUCAACAAGUUUUCGCUAUAUUGAAGCAGUAUUGUAUUUUGGGUCCAAACCAUACGAGUUUAAUCUGUAUGCUGCACUGUAUUUAGCAUCGCUGAUUUCUGGCACCUUCACCAUUAGAUUGAAACAGAGUUGUUCUGUGUGAUGAACCUCCGGGCAAUAUUUAUACUCAAGGUGAUAGAAUUAAAAAUUGACGCUUUUCGCUUGUAUAUAUCCAAAAUAUAAUUCACAAAUCAUGAAAGUUAGCUUCUUUGGUUACUGUCGCGGACCAUAGCGUCCACGUUCAUGUUGUAUAUAUAUAUAUAUAUAUAUAUAUAUAUAUAGGAAAAAAAUGCGUGUGAAAAGCGUCGGUACCCCCAAAGUAUGAGAACCAAG